UGUUGAUAAACAGAAAAAUGUUAAAAAAACUGUGGCUGUUGUUGUUGAUUUUUGUUAAAUUGCUUAAAGAAAAUGGUGCGGUCACACAUUGGAUCGUUACCGAGACCGGUCGGAUUCAAGCUUAUAUGGAAUCACCGUAUGAUAUGCGAAGACCGUACGAUUUACUUGCACUAAUGGAACAGGAAAAACGCCAUGAAGAAAUCAGCAGGUUGUACAACGAACUGAUCGUCAGCAAGCUAAUGAUCGAAGAAAAAUGGUCCAACUUAGAACGCACGUCAAAUUUGGGCAACAAAUUCACAUCCAACGACCCCGAUUGUCUGGCAGCCGGCAAACUGUUCCUCGACAUCGACUUGUUCUCAAACAUAGCGACCAACGGCACCGAACGCGAAGGCAUCGACGUCGAAUUUCGCGGCAGCGACAAAGAGGUGAAAACCUACAACACACCUGAUUGCGUCACAUUUACAAGUUUAGACGGUAACGGGCCUUAUCAAGGCGUGCCUCCGAUGGAGAGCAAGAACAACAUAUUUGUGGCUCCAGACGAUUCUUUACGACAGUUCAUGCCGGUCGAUUCAGUCAAAGUAUUCGGACACGAGAUUGCACAAGGACUGAAGAAGAACACCAGCUCGUGGGUGCACUACAAUUUGGCCGCGAUCUACUGGCGCAUCAAAGGAGAUGGGCCAAAAGCCAUCAACUGCAUCAAACGUGCCAUUCACUAUGUACCUAUGGAAUUCAGAGACAUUCCAAUCCACAACUUGGCUGGCACCUUACACCAGGCUCGUCACUCCAAAGAGGCGGCAAUGUUCCUGCACAGUGCCAUAGAACACGCCCCCAAAGAAGCCAUACACCACCUGGCCCUGGGAAGCAUCUACGCUUCACUGGGCGACUACAACAAGUCCGUACAGUAUUACGACCGUUACUUAGAACUGAAACCUGGCCAAAAGGAUGUGAUAGCGAAUAGACACGCCAUCCUCUGCUACUGGAAACUGGAAACCGGAUUGAUACAGCUGCAAGAAUCGUUGCAAGGGAUUCUCACCGAUUUACACAACUAUCACAGCCAACAACAACAGUGGCUGAGACUGCAAGAGAGAUUAAUGUGGGAACAUUCAUCCUUUGAGGUCCAAAUCGACGGAUUUCACUCCGACAACCUCGAUUCGGUGCCCGGUAAAAAAGUGCAACGUUGCUUUCAAAAGACAUCCGGCACCUCCAAGCCCAUCAUUUCCUGCGAAGACUUCUACAAUUCCGGCCCGGAUUUGGACAGCUUAAACGUCGAAAGUCUCUUCAACUACGUGGAAAGUGAAAAACGAAAACUGAACGAUCACAUUGCCAAACCGGCGAAGAAAUUUGCCAAGGUGUUGAAGAAGAAGGCGGCGAACGAAAAAAAGAGUUUGGGCAAGACGCCGCCUUUGCUGCAUCUCAAGUACCCGACCACCAUGUCGACCGCUACAAAUCAGUAUUACGACGCAACCGGCUGGCCCACCAAGGAGCAGUGUUUGGAGUGGAACUUGCCCAUACAUCAAAAAGACGAUUUGGAUUUGCCUGUUUAUUUGCCGCCCGAAAAUAAAGGGUUUCAGGUCAAAAAGAUUCUGGGCGAGUACAUAGACUUGCCUAAAGGUACGCAACACGAUUUACCUUGGUAUCCACCUGUUUGUGAACAUCCGGACUCUGACGGGGAUAAAUAUCUGCCGCCGAACGAAAAACAAGCAUUAAAUGUGGAACUGAAGAAUUCUGCGUUUUUGCGCAAACAUCUCAUGAUUUAUGCGGACGAAGACGCCACCGACGAAGCCGAAAUUGGUCAGAGAAUUAUUACAGCAAUGGAAAAGAAAAGCGCCCCACGUUGGGUUUUGGCAACACUAGCAAGCCUCUAUUGGAGGGUGCGGGGCAACGCCCGCAGGGCGCUGGAUUGCCUCGACCUCGCCUUCCAGAUCGUCCCGAAAGAACCCACCGACGUGGUGCUCGUUUCCAUCGGUUCGCUGGUACAUCAGCUCGGCUUCACUGAACAGGCCCUGAAAUUCGCCACCCUUGCGUUUAAAAUAAACUACGUUGAACCCAGCACCAAUUUCCUGCUGGCCCUUUUGCACUACACGAAAAACAAUCCUUUGCUCGCCAUGUAUUACAUGAAAAAUGUGCUGCGAGUGGACCCGGAUUAUUACGACGGAAAGGCCGAAGAGUUGCUGAAGAUUUGGUCGUGCAGGGUGAAACUGGGCGGGUACACGAACCCGAAGUACAGCACGGUGGAACAUUCGGUCGAAGGGAUGUGUGCUAAGAAGGAAACGACUUUUAAAGGGGAAGGAGUCCUGUGUUCACCCAACGGAGAUCAAUGCAAAACUGCUUCUAUACAAUGUUACCCCACUAAUAUUGGCGCUGACGAUCUUAAAAAGUCCUGCCACUCCCACGACAAAAUCGGACUAGGUCACACAUUAAUAUCUACACUUUUAUCAACCGACGGACCUGAUGUAGAACACGAUCCUAAAUUGCCACGUGACAACGUGGAAAAGUCAGCCCCUCACGCUUUUCACAUGCGCCUUUCUUUAGGAGAAAAACAUCCGGCCCACGAACACGCCGGGUUGGGCGACUUCUUUGUGUCUGUGGCAUUAUCGGAAGAUCCGGACAGGGAGAACUUGUUGCAUGUGUACGAUCAGUUCGGCACCUAUUCGUUAUCCCCGAGCGUUUGCAAGAAUCUUAAAGUGUCACAGGAGUUCAAGUACUCUUCAGUUUGGCCUUCAAUUGCUGCCAGAAGUCUUGAUAUUACGCCGUUUUUGAAAGUACAGUCCCCAAAUGAUAAGAUAUUGAGACCAUAUUGUACGCAAAACAUUCCGGGCAACAUGAACACGUUAGAUUAUCUGAAGUCGAUAGCAUUUAAGCAACAACUUGCGAGUGCUCCAGACGAAGAACUGGCCGAGCUUUUGGGCCUAAUGGCAAGCGACCGACGAUCUUCUAUCGAAGAACUGGGCUCCAAAAUAGCACAAGCCUUGAAACAAGAUGAAAAAUCGUGGAUUCUUUCGGUGGCGGCCUCGGUGUUCUGGAGAGUAUUGGGAAACAGCGGCGAAGCCCUGACCUGCCUGAGGGUGGCGCUCACAUACGUACCUGACGAAAUGAAGGACAUACCCCUGAUCCAUCUCGCCAACCUACUGAACCGAGUCGGUUAUCAUUCGGACGCUCUGGAGGUGGCCCAAAUGGCUCUGGGCAUCUACAACAACUUCGUCCUCAAUCAUUUCACCAUCGCUAACAUACACAUAUCAAUGGGCGAGUUAGAGAAGUCGGUGUCGUUCUACAGGGCGUGUCUGGCCCUCGACUCGAACUUCGCACCGGCACGCUGGAAGCUGCAAGCCGUGCUGUGCAGCUUGCUGUUCGACGAGGCCACCCUCCCGAAACCGAAGGACGCGCACGGUAACGAGGAAGAAUGACCCAAGCUUUUCAUCGUCAAGUUCAAGAACAAGAAUUCCUAACGCCAAACAUUCCGACGGACCAAAGAUAGAUAUGUCGUUUUAGUUACGAAAUGACGUGCUCGAUGUUUGACCGGUUUUUGUAUACGUAGUGAUCUCAAGGCGACUUCGGUCGCAGUCUUCAGUUUAUACUUAUCGUGCAAAAGGUUUCCCUGGGUAUAAAUGGUAUUUGAUGGUUGGUGACCAAUUAUUGAUAUUUUUUUUUAUUAACAUCAUGACGUAUUUUUAUUUUAUAUUAGUAACUCUUUUUCUCUUUCUAUAUCCCUCUGCUUUUAUCUUUUAGUAAUAGUUCUAAAAUUUGUUAUUGUUAUUAAUUUUUUAAUGUUUUAUUAUGUGAGACUCAUUUAAGUUCCAAAAUAUUAUGAUUAUAUAAUUUAUUAUAUAUAACAACUGUGUCGUUAAUUUUUAAGACUGACUAACUUAUGUAAUAUGUUAUAUAUGUUGAUUUUGUUUGUGCACUAAAUAAUUAUUAUAUUGGUCACUGAUGACAUUAAUAAUGUGAUGAAGACACAGGGAAUAUGUGAUAUUAUUUAAGUACACUAGUGAUUAGCUUGUCAUGAACCAAAACUUCAUUAUUUAUUGUAACACUGUGUCACAUUCAUAUUUUAAACAAUGUGUAUUUUUUUAGACUGUCCUACCAAAAACUAGAUAACUCUUAAUAUCAAUUAUUGAAUGGAUAUAUCAUUGAAACAUGUACUUGAUUAGAUAAUAAAUGUUAAUUAGAUGCAA
Molecule: messenger RNA, 4172 nt
Organism: Aethina tumida (small hive beetle)
Lineage: Eukaryota; Metazoa; Arthropoda; Insecta; Coleoptera; Nitidulidae
Product: tetratricopeptide repeat protein 17
Exons: 10
Coding region: 18-3404 (1128 amino acids)
Biological process (GO): actin filament polymerization
Cellular component (GO): actin cytoskeleton; cytoplasm
Molecular function (GO): protein binding
Source: RefSeq, a predicted model, not a curated record